AUACGCCACACUGGCGGCCAAAAUGUCGUUGACUUCGCAAUUGGUUACGAAUUUGAAACGCUUUCGCCUGGUGACCUUCGACGUGACGGACACGCUGCUCCGCCUGGAGGAUCCGCUGCGGCACUACCGCCGCACGGCGGAGGAGUUCGGGGUGACCGGAGUGGACCGCCGCCGGUUGGAGCACUGCUUCCGCCAGCAAUUUAAGGCGAUGAGCGGCGAGCAUCCGAACUUUGGACGCUUCUCGCCGGGAUUGGACUGGCAGCAGUGGUGGCUGCAGCUGGUGAGCCGAACCUUUGGCUGUGUGGAUCCGGACGCGUCGCCCGAGAAGCUGGAGAGGAUUGGCCAGCGGUUAAUUACGCUCUUCCGAACGAGCGCCUGUUGGAAUCACGUUGAUGGCGCCCAGGAACUGGUGCACUGCGUCCGCAGCGCCGGCAAGUGCGUGGGCAUCAUCUCCAACUUUGAUCCCUCGCUGCCAAAAGUCCUCGAUGCCAUGGGCUUCGCGGGCCAGUUCGAUUUUAUCCUCACUUCCUACGAGGCGGGCGUCAUGAAGCCCGAUCCGGGCAUCUUCGAGAUUCCCCUGAAGAGACUGCAGAUCCCGGCGGAUCAGGCCCUCCACAUUGGCAACAAACUGGACCUGGACUACGAGGGAGCUCGCAACUGCGGCUGGAGCGGAUUGCUGGUGAAUGACGCAGACAACCCGCACUCCUUUCCCACUUUAUCCAAACUUCUAGAGGGUUUAAAGACCCAACAGAUCGAAUGGUGAUGCACCCAAAGCCGAAACUCGACUCAGGAUUCGAUUAGCUCAUGGCUGUAGUUAUUUUGUAGAUUUUUUGUAAGUUUAAGAAACAGAACAGGAUGUAAAACUAGUGUUAAAUAUAAAUACUCGUCAUUCUA
This is a messenger RNA of Drosophila takahashii, 894 nucleotides long. RefSeq names its product rhythmically expressed gene 2 protein. The record is from RefSeq and is a predicted model, not a curated record. NCBI's taxonomy places the organism in Eukaryota, Metazoa, Arthropoda, Insecta, Diptera, Drosophilidae. Gene Ontology annotation, cellular component: nucleus.